ACUAUACGUGAUAUAAUGUACCACUUCAUUGCACCUGAUGAAGUCAGCAUAGACUGCAUGGCGAAAGAUUGUGUAAUAAAUAAACGAGUAUUUUUCAACCCACGUGUUCUCUCAAAGAUGACACCGCCGCUGUUAAAGCAAAGCUUGAAUGUUGUGAAUAAGAUCGAGGCUAUUUAUACUGGUGGUAAGGUACAGAUCUCUAAUGAUAAUGAGUAUAUCUUCUGUACAUGUGGUGAUGCUGUUAACAUAUUACAAGCCAAGUCUGGGAAUGUUUUACAUUGCCUGAGACAGGAUGAUGAUGAGGUAACAUGUUUCAGUCUCAGUCCAGAUGAUCAGAUCCUUGUCAUAGCCUACAGAAGUCUUCUGAUCCGUCAGUGGAAUUGGAAAGAGGAGAAAUGUGUCCGGACCUGGAAGGCAAUCCACAUUGCUCCUAUUAUUAGCAUGGCCUUUGAUGUAACCUCUACAUUAUUAGCCACAGGUAGUGGUGACCAGACCAUCAAAAUAUGGGAUGUUAUACAACAAUAUUGUACACAUAACUUAAAAGGUAGCCAUUCUGUGGUAAGUUACCUCAAAUUCCAUCCGAAUGCAGAGAAGUUGAUGCUGUUUUCUUGUUCAGGCUCAUUCAUCUAUGUUUGGGAUCUUCAAGGAAGCAAGGUGGUUGAGAGUGCUUUUUGGAUUCCUGAUGAUUAUCCAAGGAGACUUGGAUUUUCCUGCAAUAAUCCAGUUGUCAUGAUUGGUGGAUCUGAGGGAUAUCUUCGAGGUAUUGAUUCGGUCAGUGGGCAGGUGGUUUAUCAGCAGACAACUGUUGCUACAACUAUGCCUACAAGGGAAGAGAAUGAGGAGGUAAAAGGUGUAAUCACACAUGCGCAGGUGUGUUGGAAACUGGGACAGAUUUUAGUAGUGACCUAUGAUCAUCACAUUCUGUUCUAUGAUGUAGAUGGUGGUGGUUUACAUAAGCAGUUUGUUGGCUUCAAUGAUGAAGUUCUAGAUGUAAGUUUUGCUGGUUCUAAUGAUUCUCACCUUGCUGUAGCAACUAACAGUGAAUAUGUCAAAAUUUAUGACCUUUCAACUCAGGACUGCCAGAUCCUGUCAGGCCAUACAGACAUUGUGUUAGUUGUUGAGGUGUUCAAUGACAAGCAAAUGCUAGCAAGCAGCUCAAAGGAUAAUACGAUUCGGCUUUGGAAGAUGAAUGCAAACAGUAAGUUUGAGUGUAUAGGCAUUGCAGUUGGACACACCCACUCUGUAGGAGCCAUAGCAACAUCACAGUUGUCUGCCAGAUUUUUGGUAUCCGGUAGUGAGGACUGUACCCUGAAAGUUUGGAAUAUUCCAGAAGAUCUGGAAGCGUGUGAUCCACCACAGCACCUGUCGGUUCGCUUCACUAACAGAGCUCAUGAAAAGGACAUCAACAGUGUGGCUGUAGCACCAAAUGACAAGCUCCUGGUUACUGGUUCCCUUGACAAGACUGCCAAACUCUGGCAUCUGGAGAACCAAACAUUCCUUGGCACUUUCCGUGGACACAAGAGAAGUAUCUGGUGUGUUCAGUUCUCACCAGCAGAUCAGGUGGUCGCCACAAGCUCAGCAGAUGGCACAAUCAAGAUUUGGUCGAUAUCUGAUUUUAGUUGUGUAAAGACUUUUGAAGGUCAUGACACAUCAGUAUUAAGAGUAACGUUUUUGACACGAGGAAUGCAGUUGUUGUCGAGUGGUUCAGACGGUUUACUGAAAAUCUGGUCAAUCAAGGACAGUGAGUGCCAGAAGACAUUUGAUGAACACACCGACAAGCUCUGGGCUCUUGCUGUCAGUUCAACAGAAGACAUCAUUGUAACUGGUGGGGCUGACUCAACCAUAGUGUUAUGGAAGGAUGUGACAGAUAAAGAAUGGGAGGAAAGCCAGUCAAAAGAAGAGGAACAAAUUGUCAAACUGCAAAAACUAUCAAACCUAAUCCAGGGCAAAAACUUCAAGAAAGCUAUUGGACUAGCUCUGACAUUGGAGCAACCCUACAGACUACUUAACAUAUUUAAAGGAUUGAUGGAUGAAACAAGUGGUAAAUCAUCUCUUGAGGAUGUCAUUGGAAAACUCAGACUUGAUCAAAUAGAUGUAUUGCUGAAGUUUUGUGUUCAGUGGAACACCAACUCAAAACACUGUCACGUCGCCCAAGCUGUUGUGAACACCGUGUUGAAUCGAUUUUCACAUGAGCAACUUUUAGAAUGUUCCAACAUCACUGAGAGUAUAGAAGGCCUGUUGCCAUACACACAGAGACAUUUUGCAAGAAUGAAUCGUUUGAUGGAGCAAGCAAUGUUUGUUGAAUACACGUGGCAUAGACUACGUGUGGUGACAGCGCCCUCUAUACAAAAUACUGAUGCAAGAUUAGAUGCAAAUGCAACAGAGGAAUCAUAUUACAUCGAUGCAGGACAAUUUUCCACAAAAAGAGCAAUAAACGUUGCAUCGACGUCCACAAACGUACAAGAACACAUAGAAAUAUCAGCUACAAUCACUUGUGAAGAAGAUGAAAGCGGAACAACAACAUAACAGAGAAAAAUUAAAGAAAGGAUCGGCCGAAAAAAGGAAAAAAUCUGUUAAUAAAUGAUUUCAUAAUAUUGUAAUGCAAAUUUAUAAUGUUAGUAUAUUAGUCUUGUACUGUAUUAAAUUACCAUAUUACUAUACUUUGGCACAAGUUAACUUUUACGGUUAUUUAACUCUGGAAUCCUGACCAGAAUUGUCUUGAACUUUAUGGCCUAAUUACGGUAUAUUAAAACUGCAAAGGAAGGUGUCCAAAGUUCCUUCAAAUGUGCAAGACAAUCUAGCCAAGCACAUAGAUCAUGUAGGUUUUUUUUUUCACUUUACCUACAGUUGUGUUAUAGUUUACUGCCACUGUACCAUACUUUGAAAUGUCAAUAAAGUAUUUUACAAUGUA
Anneissia japonica is the source of this 2911-nucleotide messenger RNA. Its product is annotated as transducin beta-like protein 3. Gene Ontology annotation, molecular function: protein binding; U3 snoRNA binding. The record is from RefSeq and is a predicted model, not a curated record. The transcript has 23 exons. Bases 16 to 2526 code for a protein of 836 amino acids. Gene Ontology annotation, biological process: endonucleolytic cleavage to generate mature 5'-end of SSU-rRNA from (SSU-rRNA, 5.8S rRNA, LSU-rRNA); endonucleolytic cleavage in 5'-ETS of tricistronic rRNA transcript (SSU-rRNA, 5.8S rRNA, LSU-rRNA). Gene Ontology annotation, cellular component: nucleolus; small-subunit processome; 90S preribosome. Lineage: Eukaryota; Metazoa; Echinodermata; Crinoidea; Comatulida; Comatulidae.